AUGUCGUUCCUGAACAGAUUGCUAAGUUCUCAAGAAGCCCGAGUUAAGGGAGGGAUGGCGCACGAUUCUUUGGUUGAUGGUUUGCGUUCGUCUUUGAAGCUCGAUGAGGAGAAGUCAGAAGGUUCCGAUGGCGAGUUUUGUGCGAUAUGUUGUGAAGACACGUCUGCGGACUUAUACUUCAUCCCUUGCCGCCACAAAGCGUGCGCAGAUUGCGUCCAGAAGCUCAGACAGUCCGCUGUUUUCAAGGCUGAUAAAGGAGUCCGCUGCCCUUUCUGCCGUCAGAUUGUUGAAAGCUAUUCCAACACGUUACCUCCAGUCAAAUGCAUCAAGCCUCAAGAUGAUUACUUGCGAGAAGAAAGGCAAUCCUUUCAGUUACUCAUUGGAGCUGGGAGCGCCAAAGGGUUGGCCAAAGAAAUUGUUCGGUAUGGACGGAGCGGAGUUGUCUCAGUUGGGGGAUUGAAUGAGUAUGUUCCUCCUCCAAGCGUCACUGGGGCUGAUGGGAGUGGAUUGCGGUUGAACACGCGACCGGAUGACCUGAAAGAAGGUUACAUUGUCCCUCCUCUGAAGCCUUACGAUGACUUCGUCGCCAUGGCUUAUGAUCGCACAGGGUCAAGGCACCUGGCCUACCACUUGCGUCCAGGAAACCCUAGAAGGUAUAGGGUGGGAAAACAAGCUCUUGAAAGUCUCGCUCCUCAUGCCGCAAAGCUCUCAACACAUUUGUCAGGAAAUUAUGUCCUGCAAAAGCUUUUUGACUAUGCGAGUAAUGCGAGGAAUGAGGUGGUUCAUGGGGAGUGUGGCUUCACCUCCAUUGUGCGCUUUUUGACCCGUGACAAGGGGCUAGUGACUUCUUCAAAAGAUCAGCGGGGUACCUUUACAAUUCAGAAAAUGCUUGUGUGCCUCUAUGGAGCUCAAGAAAUGAAGAUGGUUAUGGAAAGCAUUAAAGGAAGCAUUCUUUCAAUGGUGAUGGACCAGUUUGCAGUCUAUGUUAUUGAAAGAAUCGCUGAAAUAUGCAUUUGUUCCUUACGCCCGCCUAUGGGAAUGAAAGCACGAAUUCCACCAUCCUUAGCGUUCACUUCUUUAGCACAAAUCUGUGCGGAGCUUGGUAAAGAUCAAGAAACGUCAGUUCAUGUUGGACAGCAUGGGCUGGCAUCACUGCUUCUGAUUGAGAGUAUUCGCUGGUCAUUGCCUUCAACGCACGCAAUUGCUGCUGCUCUGAAUAUGGCGAGUGGUGGUAAUAAGCUCUUAAAGACCCGCGCUGGAGUUCGCUCCAUGCAAGGCCUCUUGAGCUUGGAUCUGGUGGAAGUAGCCGAGACUAUGCUGGGGUCCAUGUCUGGCUGCUUUUCAGACAUGGCUUGUGAUACCUCCCCGCUGCAGAGUGGGCGGCUGCUUCGAGCGUGUCUUGCAACACCAUCUUUACCAUCAGCGUCACGGGCAAGAAUUGUUGAUGAACUUCUCGAGGCUGCUGCACAUGUUUCAUAUUUUUCCAAGUCUGAGCAAGCCCUGGAAAUUCUGUGUUUUGGAUUGAGCAUCCUUCCUGACGAGUAA
Closterium sp. Naga37s-1 is the source of this 1545-nucleotide messenger RNA. The record is from the annotation of a GenBank genome assembly. NCBI's taxonomy places the organism in Eukaryota, Viridiplantae, Streptophyta, Zygnematophyceae, Desmidiales, Closteriaceae.